AUGUUUUAUGUGAUAAAAGGACUCAAAACUAAAUUGUCAAUAGAGCCAAAUUAUUUAGAUCAAUUGAAAGAUUAAAAGUUCAUUUUAGAGUAAAUUGUAUAGAAAUUAGAAGGCAAGUACUUCGAAGAUGUUGGUUAUAUCAUUUGUAUAACUAAAUGCUUGAAUUGCAAUUAAUUUUAAGAUGAAUAAAUAGAUGCAUUAAUUGAAGAGGAUGGAACUGUUAGAGUAGUGGUAUCAAUUUAUUUUAUUUAAGAUCAAAUUCGAAGCUAUAGUAUUUCAAAUUAAGGAUAAAGAUAUAGUAGAUGUUGAAGUGAUCAAAUGUGAAGCCACGGCAGUAUUUGCUAAAUUGGGUCCUAUUGAUUUUAUUAUUCCUAGAGAUAAAUUACCAAUUAAUUACACUUAUUCUAAUGUAAGUCUUUUUAUGUGAAUUCAGGAAUCAUAUAAAGAAGAAGAUGAAGAAGUGAUUAAAUAAGGUACUAAAUUAAGAGUCUAAGUUCAAAAGACAAAUUAUAAACAGGGAAAAUUAAGAGCUUUUGCUCAUUUAACAGGUGAUAAUUUAGACAAUAUUUGCGGCAUAUUAAGCGAUGAUCUGAAGUUAUGA
Messenger RNA from Paramecium sonneborni, 601 nucleotides. The record is from the annotation of a GenBank genome assembly. Lineage: Eukaryota; Ciliophora; Oligohymenophorea; Peniculida; Parameciidae.